GGAGGGAGGGGGAAACGGCGUAUGCUUGUAUACAACCCUGAUUUCCAUUUUUUUCCCAACUCGUAAUGUAUUUAAUUCAAGUGAAACGUAAUCAUGACGUGUCGUGUCAUUAAUCUCCUCGCCGCCUCUCCCAAAAUCAAAGGAGGAGGCUGCCACAGAAGUGUGUCCCCCAUCAGCCGAGACACUAGAGAAUGGCAUAAUAUCACACACACUGCUGAGGAUGGAUUCUCCGCCAGAGUGUGUGUUGUCUCUUUCUUGUGAGCAGCCCCAGUCUCCCCCAACACUGCCGUCCCUGGACCACAGCCCCCAGGCGUCGUCUCCUCAUACCCAGCUCUCUCUGCCUGACAGCCCUGUUGUCCUGCCCAUUCACAGCCCCGAACCUUCUCCUCAGAGCCCGGACACCACGCCGUAUUUCCCCCUCUCUCCCUUUCCCCUCCAUGAGGACGAUAAUAAUCACCACGACAUUGAUGAAGAAGAUGAUGAGGAAGAACUGGAUGGAGUUCCUCCUUCCCCGACCCCAGCAGUGGCUCUGUUCCCGGGAGGAGGUGGACAAGAAGCUGGAUGCAGCCCUUGUUUGGAUACCUCUCCUCCAGCUACGCCAUCAGCUCCACUCCUUGGAUUUGGAGCCCUGGAGCUGGCCCUCUCUUCAGGGCAGAGUGGAAACUGCAAUGACGAGCUAGACCUUCAGCUGUUCCAGAAGGAUACUGUUACCAGGGCGAUACCUGGAGGGGGAGGGGCCUCAUCAGGGCCUGCGCUCAGGUUUCCCUGUCACGUGUGUGGGAAGAGAUUCCGAUUCCAAAGUAUUUUGUCUCUUCAUGCCCGAGCUCACAGCCUGGACCGAGACCGCAGAGCUUCAGCCCUCUACCGGACUGGACUCCCCUCAGCACCACUUAAGCAGCACCUCAAGGUCCAACAGAACCACAAAGACAUAAUCCAGAAUCACCGAAGCCACACAAACCAGCGUUUACUGCCGGGGACUCUCAUCCAGCAUCUGACAGAAGAUGAGGAUGUUGACGGUGAGGUCAAAGGUCUAGAUGAAGGCCUACAGCCAGACCACAACCCAAGCUUUUUACUGGAUGACAGCACACCAUUGACCCCUCCACUUACGGAGGACCCUGUUUCUGUGACCUCUCCCUAUUCUUCUACUACUGGGGAGGGUACAUCUACUCCCACAGCGCCUACAUUUCGCUGCCAUGCCUGCAAAGGAAAAUUUCGCACAGCCUCGGAGUUGGCGCGCCAUGUCCGCAUUCUCCACAACCCGUAUAAAUGCACUCUUUGUCCUUUCUCUGCCAGCCAAGAAGAGAGCCUGGCAUCUCACUUGCAGGAGUGCCACCCAUCUCCUGAGGUACCUGCUCUGCCACCGGCCUUCAAUUCCAGGCCAAUUAUUGCAACCCCUGACACUCCUGUGCCCACCCCGACCCAUACCCCAGCCCCAACCCCAGGUACCCCACAGAUGACAUCAGCUGCUACAGUGGCUGCAUCCUCCUCACUGCCUGCGUUUCGCUGUGAUACUUGUGGACAGCGGUUUACUCAGUCUUGGUUCCUCAAGGGACAUAUGCGAAAGCACAAGGACUCCUUGGACCAUAAGUGCCAGGUAUGCGGCCGUGGCUUCAAGGAGCCUUGGUUCCUCAAAAACCACAUGAAAGUGCAUCUCAACAAGCUUGGGCUGAAAGCCGGGCUGGGAACUCUUGGGGGACCAGGAAAUGCUGAGCAUCAGGCUAAAGGCUCUGCAAGUAAUCAGUCUCUCAAUGCUCUCUACUCCAGCCUCCUUCUGGCCCAGCGAGGGGGUAGCAGAGGUGGACAAGGAAGGUCAGAUAGGGAUACUGGAGGCAGAAUGGGAAUGGGCUCGAGCAAAUCAGCCAUCCUGGGCUAUCUGGGGCUGCCCAGCGAUGGCAGUGGGGCCAGCUGCAUGGAGAGACUUCAAGCAGUGGCUCAGGUGGCAGAGAUGGGAAACGGUGGUGGUGGGAUUGCAGGCCUGGGAGGAGGAGACCCAGGAAGAGGAAGGGGAGCAGCUAGAGGCACAGGUGAUGCUACAGCAUCAGUGUCUGAAGGAGGGGACCAGGCAACUUGGUGGCAACUGGUGGCUCGUAGCCUGGCAGUUGCUCAGCAGCAGCAGCAGCAGCAGCAGAGGCCCCACCAGCGAGGCCAGCAGCAAAGCCAACGAGGCCCAGGUCGGAGCUCUGUAAUCACUGAGGCUGACCAAGUCAGAGCCUAUCUUGGAGGUCCAGAUCCAAGGGAAGAGUCAGGAGGAGCAGGAGGGCCAUGGGAAUGCCCAGACUGUGGAAAGCUGUUUCGCAGUUUGCAGCAGGUGGUGGUUCAUGCUCGCGUUCACACUCAGAGGCCCCAGAAAGGAGGUGGGGGUGAGGACGAGGGAAGUGGUAGUCGUAGAGGAGUGGGACUAGGAAGAGGAGGCAGUGGUGAAGGGAGACAGGAAUCUCAGCUACACAGUGGUGGAUCCCAACAAACGGGCGAAGUGAGACAGGAAUCAAAACUGCACAGUGGUGGAUCACAACAACCAGGAGCAGCUACAGGGUUUCACUCUGUCAUCUCAAGUUUCAAAGGAGAAAAUGGCUUGACAGCAGUCCCCUCCAUAGCUUCAGUUCCCAUCAGGGAGCGAGUGCGUGGUAGAGGGAUAAAAGACUGCCCCUACUGUGGUAAAGCCUUCCGCUCUUCACACCAUCUCAAAGUGCACCUGAGAGUUCACACAGGUGAGAGACCCUACAAAUGUCCCCACUGUGACUAUGCAGGUACCCAGUCGGGCUCACUGAAGUACCACCUCCAGCGGCACCACAGGGAGCAACGCAAUGCCUUGUCAGCCUCCUCCAAUUCCUCCUCUGCCGGUCUCACCUCCACUAUCAACAGUCUAACCUCUGGAACCUCUGGGCUGGCCAAGCAGCGCCGAUCCCAAAGCAACCACUGCCCAGGCAGCCGAGGCCCAACCGACACCCCUUCCUCUCGGCCGAGCCAACAGUCCUGGCUUCUAGGGCUUCCAGACCAGCGGGAGCAUCGAAAGGCCUUAGCGGCUCUAAGGGAUGUUGACUUGGAGACUCAGUACAGGUAUCUGUCUGGGGUGAUGGGAGCGCUUUACCAAGGUGGAAUGGAAGGAGGCUGGAUUAGGGAGUCUUCUCCACCAAAGGCCCCCAAAGUGUCCCGGCGUAAGCCCCUUAUUACCAGCCGAAUGGUUCAGCCGGCAAGUGACAAGGAAGGGCCUGCACCUUCAACUCAAGAAGGUGGGUUUGAACCCCUGGAUCUGUCUCGUCGUCCCUCACCUGGCCUUGGAGGGUUGGAAGAAGAUGGCGUUAUGAGCAUAGGGGAAGGAGGAGGGGUUGAUAGUGGCAAUAGUUCAUCAGGGGUCAAACUGAGCCAGUGUUUGUUCUGCCCUUUCCGUACGUCCUCAGCAGAGCUGAUGGCCAUGCAUCUCCAGGUCAACCACACCAGUAAGUCCAGGCGCAAAAGAGGCUCUUCGACUGCCCUAGAUGAUGAUGGAGCCUCAAAGGUCAACAAGCCCCAAACGGAUCACUCUGAACUCGAUUCAUUGGGAAUAUGGAGGCAUGUAAGUGAGGUUGAGUCUCAGGCACCCCUGGGGGAAUGGUCCUCAACCCAGACCCUCAAUGGGCUCUCUGAGGAUAAAACAGAACAUCUGGAUGAUAUUCUUCACCACCCAGACUCCAACAUGGCCUCUGUAUCCAAGAAUGCAAGAGAUGGUCUGGGACUGAAGGAGAAGCUUGAGGAGGAGGAAGAAGAGCAAGAGGAGGAAUUGGAAGAGAAUUUGGAGAACAGCAGUCUGGAGGAUUCACAGGACCAGGAUCUGAGGAUGUCCCUUGCUCUUUCACCAGCCCUGAGCUCCAACCACAUGGUGGGAGAGGAGGAAAGAGUCUGAACAGAUUUAAACGAUUUUGGAUGACACCAUUUAAAUUGGAGAGUUGGUUUUAAUGUUUUCAACUACAUUUACUACACAAUUGGAAGAAUGGGUGGGAAGCUUUGGACAGAGGUAAGGGUUUUAAAGGUUACAUGACAAUUUGCCCCUUUAGACUUUCAUUUCUAGAGAAACGUGAGGAAUCUUGAAAACUGAUAUUUCAGAGGGUUUUGAAAAGGAUGGAGAGAAACAGCUGUUACAUGCCCUCCGAAAUUAUUUGUCUUCUUCAGUUCUGACAGUGUGGUCCACCACAAAUACAGUAAACUUCCUGUAAAAAAGAGCAUGGAUGCAUCUUUUCAGGAUUUUGUAGGCCACUUUUCUAUUUUUUUUUUCAAUCUUCACUCCAAGAUGGAUGAUUUUUAAGAUGAUCUCCUAUUUGAUAAAUGAAAGAAAUCAAUCUCGGCCAGAGCCUGCGUCAUUCCAGAGUGCAUUGCAAUGCAUUUAUUCCACACUUAUAAUGGAUAGUAUAUCCCAGACUACUAUACUGACCAAGUUGAAGCCGGCUGUGAAGAGACGCUCUCCUGACUGACCACUGAACAGUUUGAAACCUUAAGCUUCAAGUUCCUCCUCAGCCCAUACAGACAUGGAGGAAAGAUUAGUCUAGAAAAGUUUCAAGCUGUGAACCUCAGCUAAGCUAUUUGGUAUUAAUUUAAGGCAUGAGGUAACUGUUGUAGGCCAUGUGCUUUCUCUCAACUGUAUAUCACUGCCUUGUUUGUCUGAAAAGUGUUUCUAGAUGACUGUCCUAAAGAAAAAGAGAAAGAGAAGUUUGUAAUAUUUUUUCUUUUUCAGUUAGUGCCUGUUCAUGUAUGUUAUCAAGAGAGUCUCUGGUAUUCCUGCGCAUCGAGGCUCUGAUAGGUCCUUCAUUUUAUCUAAAUAUACAGUUUAAAACAAUUUAAGUACAGUAUAUUUGUUAAAAGUGGUUCUAGGGUGUUGUGAAUAGUUAAGUUGUAAAAGAAAUGCUACAUCGCAGCGUGAAGUCCUUGACACAGGCGGCAGCCGUUUGUGGCUCAGCUUGAAAAGAAAACAAAAAAAAAAAGUGGGUGAUAUACACAAUGUAUAAUGCAAUGAGAAGUCAAAGGCUCAGCGAUUAAAAAAAGGGGUCACAGUUCAAAAUUCAGUGUUUACAUUGGUGCUGGAUCUGGGUUGGGGUUGCAAAGGCAACUCACGGUCAUCGUAGAUGUACGGAAAAGAACAAACCACAGAGCGGGCGUCUGUUUGAGGGCUGUAGGGACGUCGCUCAAGCCCCGAACACAAUCAACUGACACAUCGUUUUGAAGAGACUGAGACUUAGCAACUGUGUCAAAAAAAAAAAAAAAGAAUUUCAUGUUUCCUCCACUGGAGAGAAGAUACAAGGUAGAGAACGAGAAAGAGAGCAGUAUCCCUGCCAAACAGUUCUAAAUCUGAGAAAGAAACUGUACUCUUGGGGUAUGGUGUCUUUUAGAUGAGUAGAUUCCCUCUCUUCUUCUUUUUUUUUUUAUAAGAAAAGAAAAGACAAUGGUAGGAGUAAUUAUUAAAACACUAACAAAUGCAUAGACAUCCCAGUAGAAUAUGUGUAGCUUUUGUAAAGGCAAGAAAAAAAAGCAGACUUUUGUUUAUUUUCAUUUCAAGAUGCUUACAGAAAAAGGUUAUCAAUAUAGGUGAUAUUGAUUAUAAUGUUUGUGAGCUAAGACUAGUUGGAAUGUCUAUACAGAGCACUGUGCAAGGUUUGAGUUCCCAAAGUAGUUGUUUUUAUUUUGACUUUAUCGAUAGACCAAACAUUUUUUCAAUGGAAGUCGUCAUUUUCUGUUGUCGUUUUAAAUGUGUAAAGCUGUGGUUUCAUUAGAUUUACCCCAUCGAUUAGCAAAAUCGGUCAGUCAGUUGAUCAGUGUAUCAAACAUCCAACCGCUGAACAGGUUGUUAAAGAUAGUUCAAAAUCAAAGUUCAUCAUUUUUGUGGAAACACAAACACAUCUAUAAAUUAAAAAAAAAAAAUCAUGAAUUUUUGUGGCUUGAAGGUAUAUUUAUGAAAAAAAAACUGUAGUAGGGGAUAUAGGUAGUAACAUCCCCUUUACACUGGUUAACAGCUAUUAUUUAUCUACUUAGACUACUUUUUGAUGGGGUAUUCUUUGAUUGCAACCACACCUUAAUGUGCAUUAAUGUGUUUAAGUUCUUUUUUAGAGCACCUUAUGAGUUUUGUAGUGAAAGUCCCUUAGUGGUGUCUCCUUAACAACUACUGUCAAUGCCACCGUGCCUUCUGUUUCAAGCACUUCCUGGUGUAUUUUGUAAAACUCACCAAAAGCACUUAGCCUAUAUCUACACACUCUCUUUCUUCCUCUCUCUCUCUGUCCUUCCCCUGUCCUCCUUUCCCCUACUUUCUCUUCCUCUUCUCCUACAUCACCUCAGCCCAUUUUCUUAAUCUUUUUCUCGUGUCUUUACCUCCUGACCCCUCUCCCCUGGGGGAAGGUGUUUUCAUGCCAUGUUUCUCUCCUACUGUUCAGGCCCUUUCGGCCUUAAACAAGGUCACUAGGCCUUAAUUACAUUCUAGCAUGGCUAGACUCUUGAAAGAAAGGACUACCUAACCCUUAGACAAGUGAAAAAUCUUUAUAGAUGUAGGGUUAGGCUACUUUUGGUCUUAAUACUAACCCUUGGUAAACCAAAGCCCAAGUCUAAGACUAAUGAACAUUGUAUUUAAUCUCAUGAGGUGCCAAAACAUGUCCGAUGUGACACUAAAGCAUGUAUCAGCUUGGGAAAACACAAUAAUUCACCAAUCCUCUUUCUUUCCUUUACUAUCUUCAUUGCCAUACUUUAUUCUUCACCCCCUCCUUCUCUCCUUCAUGCUUGCUCUUGCUCCAUGUCCCCUCUCUGGUCCGUAAACUGUCUAUCACUAGCACCACUUGAAGGUGACGUGUACUAUCUGGUAUUGAGGCCUUUAUUAGAUUUUUAUUUCAGUUUGUGUGGUGUUUGUUCAAUGCCGUUGAGAUGGAAAAAUGCUCUUCUUAUAAUGAUAAUUAUUAUUGUUUUGGCAUUAUGGUUAAAAAAAACAAGAAAAAAAAAGAGAAAUGUGUUGUUGAAUGUUGUACAGAUAGCACUAGAGAUGUUGUGUUUUUUUUAAA
Messenger RNA from Toxotes jaculatrix (banded archerfish), 7007 nucleotides. RefSeq names its product zinc finger protein 219 (gene znf219). The transcript has 5 exons. Lineage: Eukaryota; Metazoa; Chordata; Actinopteri; Toxotidae. The coding region runs from base 221 to 3880 and encodes 1219 amino acids. Gene Ontology annotation, biological process: regulation of DNA-templated transcription. The record is from RefSeq and is a predicted model, not a curated record. Gene Ontology annotation, molecular function: DNA-binding transcription factor activity, RNA polymerase II-specific; RNA polymerase II cis-regulatory region sequence-specific DNA binding. Gene Ontology annotation, cellular component: nucleus.